Molecule: messenger RNA, 720 nt
Organism: Stegodyphus dumicola
Lineage: Eukaryota; Metazoa; Arthropoda; Arachnida; Araneae; Eresidae
Biological process (GO): blood coagulation; negative regulation of endopeptidase activity
Molecular function (GO): metalloendopeptidase inhibitor activity
Source: RefSeq, a predicted model, not a curated record
UUACAAUGGCUUUGUUUUGCAAUCAUGACCUCGUGCGUUGUCCUUCAGCUGUGAAUAACUGAAGUUUGAACGAGAGAUUUUCCUCAUUAAGCGUAGUGAGCGUAUCCUCUGUGGAGCAUUUUAACCAGACGUGCGCAGACGUUUUGUUGUCAACUUGGACCUGGACAUAUUCGUGUGCUGUCAUCAGGAGGCUGGUUGCAAGCAGCAAUGAUGUGUGAGCAUGGUGUGGGUCCCUGCAGCUCUGCCUUCCUCACUGUUGUGCUUCUCGUUCUCUUCGUCGUCAUGGCAACAGGUCAGAUUAUGACGAACGAUAAAGAAUGCUUAGCCGAAGGUGGAAUCUGUACUCUGAGGACUUCAUGUCCUAAAGAUAGUACUGUAAAUAAAACAGCUCUCUGCCAGCGAGACGACGUUGAUGCAGUCUGCUGCAAUUCAGUUCCCAGAGAAGUGCAUUCUUGUCACCAACAUGGAGGCCGCUGUGGUCAAGACGAAGAAUGUCGCAACGUCCAGAGUUUCGGCCAACUGGACUGCAACGAGGGCAGCCGAUGUUGCCUUCUUAUUUAUUGAUCACUGCUAAUCUUUGUCCAUUUAUACAAACAUAAAGUAACAAUUGAUUUAUGCUAUUAAUUAUAGCUGCUCGAUUUAGUGAAAUCUUUAUUUUAUGUAAGAAUUAUAUUGAUAUGUUUAUUUCAAUAUAAUUAAAAAUAUAUGUUAAACCACAAC